UCAUCUGUCGGGACAGCUGAAAUCCAAGAUCGACCCAAGCACAGUUACAGUACAAAAUCUUCAAGUGCUAAGUCAUGUUAAAUUCAAAGAACAAAAACAAAUCAAAAUCUUUUGGCAACAAGCAAUGCAUUUAAAUUGCAAUUUGAAAAUCAAAUAAAUAUAAAAGCAAGGAAAGUGUUUUGAAGCCUAGAUUCAACCCAUUUUAUGGGAAAUUGAUGUUAAAUUCAGACAGUGUGACUUUGCAGAAAAUGGGGUUACUGAGUAUGGCGAUGGCUGUAAGCAGACCAUCCCAAAAAAAGAGAAGGACUCAAGGAUUGCUGGUAUUUUUACAGAGCUAGAACAACAGCUAGCUAUAGCUGAAAAUCGAUGCACUACGUUAAGAAAACAAGUUGAAUACAUGCGGCUCCUAUAUGAUGGUGUAGAAAAACCUGUUGAAGGUGGAGAGGCUGGAUUUAAGACGAAAGAAGAUAAAAGGCGAGGUGAUCCCCAUUUUUUCCCAGAAAGACAACAGAGGACAAAGCAGUGUAUAGUUUCAGAGCAUAAUGUAUUCAAUGAAAACUUUUUAACUGACUUUAAUGAAGGAUUUGUGUCUGAGAUCACUGGAAGUAAACAGCAUGUGGGCAAAGACCCCAAAGAUGUGGUGCAAAUCAUACUAAGUGGGAUGACACGUUCAAUCAAUGAUAUGUCCGAUCCUGAUCUCCAAAUGGAGCCAGAUAUGAAACCUAGUGGUGCACAAAAAAAGAGCCAAGCCAGCACAGAGCCAAAGAAAUUAGAACCAGAAGGUGUAAGAGUCAAACCAAAAGGAGGUGGUUAUAAAGGAAAAAUGACCAAGAACCAAGAAGAUUCUGCAAAAAUAGUUAGAACAUCAUCAAAAAAAUCGGGAAAAAAAGAGACUCCAGGUGGAAAUAAGAUAAAUACGAGGCAAACGGGUAAAGCCAAUUCAAACAAAUCGAGCAAUGCAAAAAUGAAAAAAAUUACAAAACCGAUGAAAGCCACCAAACCGACAAGUUUCAAAAAUAAAAACCAAAUGAUGCAGGGUUCAUUUCAAUACACUCUACCACCUCCAAGUGAAAAAACAAUGUCUUAUGCCCCCAAAGAUAAUUGUUCAAUAAAUCGGAGAAAAAGCAAAUCCUCGUGUGAAUAUGUGAAAAGCACGUAUCAAUUGCCGACAGUAUCAUACAGAAUGAAAUGUGUUCCAAAAAGCCUCAAUGCUCACUUUAACAUAAAAAGUAUACCAUUUGUUGUUGGCAUGUCUACAAAUAAGUCUCAUAAUUUAGGAAUGAAAGUUCAGGAAACUCUAUCCUUGAUUAAACUGAACAACAGGUCAGCCAUAUCUCAAACAGCACUAGCAGAUCCAGACUGUGAACUUGGAGGCCUGCUGAAAUAUUGCCCUUCCCAAGUCCCUUUUGGUCAAGCUCGCUCAAGGUACGUAGUCGGUCAUGGAUCUCUUGGUAAUGUGAAAAAACCGAAAUCCCUUCUACAAGCAAAGGCUAGUUCAGUAUCUAUGGGCACUUCAGUGGAUUAUAAAAAUUAUCAACUACGCAAUGUAUUGGUAAAUCUUCACGAUGAAUUCUCUAAGAUGACUACCAAAUACGAUGAACUGAAAGAAUUAGUGAAGACAAAAAAAGAUCCAGAAGCUGACAAAGAGCUCCAGAAGUUGGAGGAAGAGUUAACAACCAAAGAAAAUGAGAUCAAUGCCAUUAUGGGACUAUACAACGAGGUGUCUGACCUCAAGGAUAAGCUAACAUAUAUGGAAAAGCGAUCCAGUAGCACGAGUUUGUUUGUGAGCCCAGACGCAUUUUCGCAGACAAUAUCCACAAAUGGAUUGAAAAUGACGAGGUUACUCCGUAAAAUAGAAGAAUUUCAAGACAGCCUUAAAGCAAACACCUUCGUCUGAAUAAACCCACAAAAACGAACAAAAACCAAAAAAAGGAUAUUGUUAGGACUAAUUUUCUUUUGUGGAAAUUUACACUGUUUGAGAUAAAAUAUUUUUUAAAAUA
Messenger RNA from Cimex lectularius (bed bug), 2000 nucleotides. RefSeq lists its product as uncharacterized. The coding region runs from base 398 to 1897 and encodes 499 amino acids. The transcript is spliced from 9 exons. The record is from RefSeq and is a predicted model, not a curated record. Lineage: Eukaryota; Metazoa; Arthropoda; Insecta; Hemiptera; Cimicidae.